GUCCACAGCUCCAUGCCGAUAGCUACGAGAAGGGAGCAGACCGAGUGAGGAGCCGUCAAGGGACACAGGAUGGUGAGGUGUUGGAAACAUUCAGAAAACCGUUUGGAGGAAGCACAGUGCACGGAUGGGGACCCUGCAGCAUCCCCCCAGUCCCACUUCCCACACAAGGCAUUCUGGGUCAGCCUCUCAGCCUCUCUGCUCCUGGUCGUCAUUGUCCUUGGUCUGACGGGGCACUUCGGGCUGUCGCACUCACACUCUCAGUCUUUACAGGUUGUGAGAAUCACGGCUCCAGACCAGACUGGGGUACUGAUCAAUCAGUCCGCCGUUGUGGACCAGCAGAAUGACCUGGUGACCUUUACCGUGACCUCACCGGCAAAUCAGACGUCCACUGUGCUGUUUGAUAUCAAACAUGGUUUGAUAUGUUACAAACCAGUCAACCAGGACGGCUGCUUCCUGCGAAAGAUGGAGCAGUCCGACUAUGACAGUGUGCACUCCCUCCUUCGCGAGUCAACACACAAGAGUCAGUUCCAGCUGUUUGGGAAUGAGACCCAGAGGCAGACAGAGUUCCUCGGGGUGCUGUCAGCCAGUCAGGUGGACGUGUCCAUGCUUGAUGAGCCUCUGCAGGCUCUGUGUCAGGACAGGCCCGUCCAUUGGACCAGGAGGGCCGAAGGCCCAGGUAAACAGAGGCUGGUCUACUUCUGCAUCGACAUCUGCUUUCCCAGCAACAUCUGCGUGUCUGUCUGUUUCUACUACCUGCCAGAGUGACUGUGUAUAUUCAGUUCUUCUCCUCCCAGCAAAAGAUCAGGGAAACAAAAGUUGUCUUUUUAGCUCUCCCUCUACCAAAAAAAAAAAAAGAAGAAACAGAACAAAAGCCAGCUUUGACUGUUUCCUUCGUGCCAUACAGCCGCCAGUAAACCAGUGAAACAGCCAACUCUUCCAGUCUGUUUCCAUCCUUCCGAGAGAGAGGAGAUGGAGACAGGCUGUCACGGUUAUCACCAAAACCUCAUUGUCGCUCCCUUCAUGUGUAAUACCCUCUCUGGUGGCACACUUCAGAGAUUACAGAAGAAAGAUUCCCCCCUUUUUUUUGUACAUGCCUAUAAUUGUAUUCCCUGUAACCUACUACAGCAGUGUAAUUAUAUGUAACCACUCCUGUUGCAAUGUGAGUGUUUUGAUCUGCCUAAUAAAAGACUGUUGGGUA
This is a messenger RNA of Toxotes jaculatrix (banded archerfish), 1198 nucleotides long. It is a transcript of the gene bricd5, whose product is annotated as BRICHOS domain containing 5. The record is from RefSeq and is a predicted model, not a curated record. Bases 70 to 765 code for a protein of 231 amino acids. Gene Ontology annotation, biological process: regulation of cell population proliferation. Lineage: Eukaryota; Metazoa; Chordata; Actinopteri; Toxotidae. The transcript is spliced from 6 exons.